CAACCACCACGCCAACUCUCACACGAAAAAUGAGACGCGAGCGAUCAAGUAAACCCCCCCAAUGUCACUUUCAUCACGCUCUCGCUCUCCUUCUCUGUUCAAUGGCAACUUUGUCGCCUCCGUUCCUCUCAUUAUCACAAUCUCACACUCAAAAGAAAAAACCCAUCUCAGUCUCAUCACUAAUCUCUUACUGUUUUACAUCUAUGUAUAUAUAUAUACCCACAUAAAUGCACUUACCCAAUUCUUUUCACAUGAAUGAAUCGCUAUAAGGAUUCUUGACUAGGGUUCUGGAUUUUUAUGAGGUGUUUUUAGUAAGUGAAAGCCAUGAAUUUCAGUUGCUUUGGAGGAUUCAAAUCUUGUAAACAGAAGACUUUGGCACAAGAACAAGAGAUUUCUACCAACCAUGUGAGGCUCUUUUCGUAUAAUUCAUUGAGAUCAGCAACAAAGGACUUCCAUCCAUCGAGCAGAAUAGGCGGAGGUGGUUUUGGGGUUGUCUUUAGGGGAGUUUUAAGGGAUGAUACUCAUGCCGCCAUCAAGUGUCUUUCUGUUGAAUCAAAACAAGGGGCCAAUGAGUUUUUGACAGAGAUUAAUUUGAUUUCAAAUGUCCGACAUCCGAACCUUGUUGAACUGAUUGGUUGUUGUGUCGAGGGAAACCAUCGGAUAUUGGUGUACGAAUAUCUUGAGAACAACAGCCUUGCUAGCGCUAUACUUGGUUCAAAAGGUAAACGUGUUCCUCUGGAUUGGCCUAAGAGAGCUGCUAUUUGUAUGGGUACGGCUUCUGGUCUUGCAUUUCUUCAUGACGACGCAGAACCAAAUAUUGUCCACCGUGAUAUAAAGGCCAGCAACAUACUUCUUGAUGAAAGCUUCAAUCCAAAAAUAGGAGAUUUUGGGUUGGCAAAACUUUUUCCAGACAAUGUCACUCAUAUUAGUACUCGAGUGGCAGGAACAGUGGGAUACCUAGCCCCUGAGUACGCCUUGUUAGGACAGCUUACGAAGAAGGCAGAUGUGUAUAGCUUUGGGGUACUUUUACUUGAAAUAAUAAGCGGCAGAAGUAGUAGUAAGGCAGCAUUUGGAGACGAUCUGUUGGUUCUGGUGGAAUGGACAUGGAAGUUGAGAGAAGAAGGUAGCCUUCUUGCCAUUGUUGAUCCCGAACUGGCUGAAUAUCCUGAGAACGAGGUAAUACGGUUCAUCAAGGUCGCACUUUUUUGCACCCAAGCAGCUUCUCACCAAAGACCGAGCAUGAAACAAGUGGUGGAAAUGCUUUCAAAAGAGGUUCACCUCAAGGAUAACUUAUUGACGGAGCCGGGGGUCUAUAGGGCGCAUACCUCUCGGGGUUUGGUUGGUACUAGUUCGCAUGAGACAUCAUCAUCGACAAACAAAGGCAAGCAAUCGAUAAACCCUUCUGAAACUUCAAUCCAGAUGGAUAGCUCUCACAGCGUGACACAGAUGCUUCCUAGGUGAUAUACAUCAUCCACCGUGUGCCGCGUAAAUUUAUAUUAUAUUUUAAACUAUUGCCUUGUUAGUCAUAACCUUUUAACUGCCCUUUUUUCUCUCCCCUCAUAGGUGCCGGUAAAAUAGUCUGCUCUUUUGGAGUUUCUUCUUCUUCUAUUCUUUUUGGGGCAUAGUAAAUUUUUUGUUUUGCUCACCAUGGCUUAACAGUUGUAUUAUAUUUUUUGUUAACCUAAUAAAAAUGAUUUGGUUGCCA
Molecule: messenger RNA, 1705 nt
Organism: Camellia sinensis
Lineage: Eukaryota; Viridiplantae; Streptophyta; Magnoliopsida; Ericales; Theaceae
Product: cold-responsive protein kinase 1
Biological process (GO): protein phosphorylation
Molecular function (GO): ATP binding; protein kinase activity
Source: RefSeq, a predicted model, not a curated record